Molecule: messenger RNA, 924 nt
Organism: Cuscuta epithymum
Lineage: Eukaryota; Viridiplantae; Streptophyta; Magnoliopsida; Solanales; Convolvulaceae
Source: the annotation of a GenBank genome assembly
UAUUAAUUAAAAUAGUUUUAAUUAGUUGCAUUAGUUUUGUAUCCAUUAUUAUAUUUGUUGUCAAUUAAUAUUUGUUACAUUUUUAAGAUGGAAGGUGGUAGAUAUUCGGUUGAUUUGGGUAACCUCCAACGCAAUCGAAGGAACGAGAUUGGGAGGAAGAAAUCCCGCAAAGGUAAAGAACUUGCCGGUUCUUCAUCUCAAAGCCGAGAUGAUUUUGAAACGGGUUACCAAAGGCGAGAUGGAGAUGCGAUGUCCGAAGAACAACUCCAACAAGAAUUGGCCCGACAUAAUAACCGCUUUCUACAACAACAACAAAUCCCGACGACCAUUGACGAAGAGGAGCUUGAGGAUGAAGAUGCGGAGGAAUUGGAACCGGAGACGGCCGAGGAGGAGGGUGCCGGCAGCCACGACGCCGACGAGCCUGCCUCAUCCCAAACCGCCACCGGUAAUAAAAAAAGUAAGUCUGAACUAAUGAAAAAUAAUUUUGAUAAAUGGAAGGACCCACAAACCGGCUAUUGGCACGCAACUUGCAAGUGGUGCAACAACAAUUAUAGUUUGGGAACCUCCGGCGGAUACGGAUCCGCCGCAAGGCAUCUUAAGGCAAAGCACCCCGUGGAGUAUGCAAAAUUAGGCGGCGGAACGGGGAAGCAAACUCAAAUAUCGAGACUUGCUAAAUUGGAAGAUUGUUUCAACUUCUAUUAUCUUGCGUUUUUUGGUGAAUUUCCAAUGUAUGACGAUAACCCCAUAGAUCCGAAAACGGAAUACAACGAGGUUAGUACUUUAUUUUAUGCUUUAUUUAAUGAGUUUCGUGCACAAUAUAGCAACGCUCCCCCUCCCCCGUCACGAACAUCUUCAUCUAAAGGAAAAUCGAUUUUUAAAUCUGCAUUUGACAAUCUUAUGAAAAAAACAAAAACAACUCACGUC